Messenger RNA from Auanema sp. JU1783, 1395 nucleotides. The record is from the annotation of a GenBank genome assembly. Lineage: Eukaryota; Metazoa; Nematoda; Chromadorea; Rhabditida; Rhabditidae.
AUGGCACCGAUCAUAUCAAUGUCCAGUUAUGGAUUAUUGAUAAUUACCUUACUUGUAGCUUGUAUUACUGUAGAAUCUAGAGGCUUUCCUAAAAUUCCAGGAGCAUACUGUUCGGCUCGUUCCCCAACAUGCUGUGAAAGUAGGGAUGAUGAUUGUACAGCUCCAAUUCUUGGAGAUCAUCUGUGCUAUUGUGAUAUGUUCUGUGACCGUGGCCCAGAUGGAGGAAACGAUUGUUGUCCUGAUUUCGAAGCGACAUGCCGAGGUGGUUUCUCAUCGAAGAAUGAUAUCAAUGGACAAGAGUGUAAUCACAAUGGCGCCCGUUAUUACGAAGGUGAUACAAUUAAAAGAAAUUGUGAAACUUGCGUUUGCGAAAAUAAUUAUUGGAAAUGUGAUGACACUACGUGCUUGAUACAAGACGAUAUUCUUGAGAAGGUUCAACAUGGCCGAUAUUCAUGGACUGCCAGAAAUUAUUCAUUCUUCUAUGGUCGAAGUUUGAGCGAUGGCAUCAAAUACAGAUUAGGAACGCUGUUCCCAGAACAAUCAGUGCAAAACAUGAAUGAAAUUGAGAUCAAACCAAGAGAACUGCCAGAAGAGUUCGAUGCAAGAGAAAAAUGGCCCGAGUUCAUUCAUCCAGUGCGUGACCAAGGAGAUUGUGGUAGUAGCUGGGCAUUAUCUACAACUACCAUAUCAUCUGAUAGAUUAGCCAUAAUAUCAGAUGGACGAAUUAAUUCUACGGUGUCUCCCCAACAGUUAUUAUCCUGUAACCAACAUCGUCAAAAAGGUUGUGAAGGGGGAUAUUUGGACAGAGCCUGGUGGUACAUCCGUAAAUUAGGAGUAGUUUCGGAGACAUGUUACCCAUAUGAGUCGGGAUUGAGUCGUGAACCCGGAAUAUGUCAUAUCCCUAAAAGCAGCUAUAGAUCUGGUAAAGGGAUAACUUGUCCAUACGAUGACACCAUCGAUAGUACUGUUUAUAAAAUGACUCCUCCGUACAGAGUUUCAAGCAGAGAAGAGGAUAUCAUGACUGAAAUCAUUACUAACGGACCUGUGCAAUCCACGUUUGCCGUACACGAGGAUUUCUUCAUGUACAAAGGAGGAGUUUAUAAACACAGUGAACUUGCAAAUGCUAAAGGAGCCCGUUUUGUAGGAGAAGGAUACCAUUCCGUUCGUGUACUAGGAUGGGGCGUGGAUCAUUCGACUGGUCGGCCUAUCAAAUAUUGGCUGUGUGCGAAUUCCUGGGGAACUUCUUGGGGAGAAGACGGACUAUUCCGGAUUAUCAGAGGAGAGAACCAUUGUGAGAUCGAAAGCUUUGUAAUAGGAGCCUGGGGCAAGGGGGCCAAGAAGAAAAAGAGAUUUAGAAAAUUUAGAAAGAUGCGUAGACGUGUUCGUAAAUUUUAA